Molecule: messenger RNA, 1384 nt
Organism: Lingula anatina
Lineage: Eukaryota; Metazoa; Brachiopoda; Lingulata; Lingulida; Lingulidae
Product: NADH-cytochrome b5 reductase-like
Molecular function (GO): oxidoreductase activity
Source: RefSeq, a predicted model, not a curated record
UCGUUUUUAUCGAAACGAGUCUCUCAUUUGAAAAGAGUUGCUGAUAACAACAUGAUGGAUGGCAGCAAGGAGGUCGACAAGCUCAAUAAUUCCGUAUUGUCAAGAAAGAGAAAACUAGAAUCAGAGCCCUCUCAACAACCCAGCGGUACCAACAGUUCAGUAGCACAACAGGACCAAAACAAGUGUAAGGUGGAAGACGGCUUCUCCUGGUGGACUUGUAUGCAGUAUAAUAUGCCAAUGGAGAAGUCCAAACCACAUGCAAUUAAUAAACAGUAACAAUAUAAUGGUGAAAUGGACUUCACUGGCCAAGAUGACCAGUGUUGUGAUAGGACCCUUGAAAAAGAAAUAGAUGAUAUCGACCAGAGUGACCAAUGUCCAGAAAGACUACUUGUAUCAGAAAAGAAUAAGACUGACCAGUAUCCUGAGAGGCCUGUAGAGCCCCUGGCCAGUGACUGCUGUGGCUCAGGCUGUAUUCCAUGUGUGUUUGACCUGUAUGAACAAGAGUUAAAGCUUUGGAAAGAGGAGUGCAGAAAGAUUCGACAAGGAGGCAAAGAGAUUUGUGAUCAAGAGGUUCUUUGUCCAGAGAAAUAUUUAGGAUUUAAACUGACCAGUAUCAAACCAGUGACUAGGGACACUUUCAUGUACAGAUUUGACAUCCCAGGAGGUGCACGACUUGGUUUGAAAGCUGGACAGCAUAUUGUGUUAAGGGGGAGCAUAAACAAUCAGACAAUUACCAGACAGUAUACACCAGUGAGUGAGCUAACUGCACAGGGAUAUUUUGAUGUAUUAAUCAAGUUGUACCCAGGUGGGCAGAUGUCACAGUGUAUAAGGUCAUGGAAAGAAGGGGACCUUAUACAGUGGAGAGGACCCUUUGGGUUAUUGCAGUAUGUGCCUAAUGUUUUUAGUAAAAUAAUAAUGCUAGCUGCAGGCACAGGGAUAGCCCCAAUGACUCAGGUGAUCAGAGUGAUACUAGAGAAUGAAGAUGAUGAGACACUGAUCAGUCUGGUAUAUGCCUGUAGAACGUAUGAAGACAUACUGAUGAAGGAGCAGCUUGACCAGUGGUCAGGUUACUGGAACUUCUCUGUGCAAUAUGUUUUAAGUCAAGACACUCAAGAAAAUGUAAUCCAAGUAAAGAAAUACAAUGAUACAGUGCAUCUUGGAAGACUUAAUUCCACAUUAGUUUCCCAGAUGGUGCCAUUAACUGAGAGAGGCCAAGUCCUGAUCUGUGGAACCAAGUCUUUUGACAAAGAUAUGAUCAACCACCUUAAAAAAGUCGGAUGGGAAAUGAAGGAUAUUUUUAAGUUUUGAAAUGCAGGCAAAACCUUAUGAUUGGCAUCCCUUGGGUGUACAGAGACUUCAGACCUCAAGAUGGAUAGAGCUGACA